Molecule: messenger RNA, 1236 nt
Organism: Letharia columbiana
Lineage: Eukaryota; Fungi; Ascomycota; Lecanoromycetes; Lecanorales; Parmeliaceae
Exons: 5
Coding region: 1-1236 (411 amino acids)
Source: RefSeq, a predicted model, not a curated record
AUGACUCCAAUACCCAAUGGUCUUUCGAUUGGGGAUUACCAGGAACGCUUGAGUCGCUACAAGGACGCUGAAAAUGAGAAGAAUGCGAUGAUCAGUGAGCUCAUCGACAAUUUGGACAAAGCUCGAUCAGAAUACAGACAAACGGUUUUAGAUCUGGAGAGUGAGCGUGUUGGGCGCCGCAGACUCCAAGAUCGUGUAGCGGAGCUUGAGACCUUGACGCGUUCGCAGAAUGGUCGAGGUUUUGUGGUGGUGUUGAUUGAUGCCGAUGCUGAUGAUUACAUCUUCCAGCAGAGGUUUUUGAACAGGAACGAGGCAGGUGGUAGGGAUGCCGCGGAUGAGUUGCAAGCCAGAGUCAAGGAUUACUUGAGAACAAUUCAAAUUGAUGUUGAGAACACUGAAAUCGUCGUUCGGGCGUAUGCAGAUGUUAAGAGUCUGCACGGAGCCUGCAUCAAGAACGGCAAGAUGAAGAACGGUGCCAGUCUUAGCCUGUUUGUCCAUGGCUUCAACCAGCGCCAAGGUUUGUUCGACUUUGUCGACGUUGGUCCUGGAAAGGAAAGCGCUGAUAAUAAGCUUCGAGAGUGUCUCGAUUUCUUUAUUGGUAAUCGGCAAUGCAAGCACAUCAUAUUUGGCGCCUGCCACGACUCUGGUUAUGCUCCGUACCUCGGCAGGUUUGCGGCCGAAGUUUCCGUCCGUGAUCGCAUCACCUUGUUGCAAGGUGUUGCUAUCCAUCCCAGAAUCGCUGCGUUGGGCUUCCAGAGAAUCCUGAAGCUUGACCAGGUUUUCAAUCCACACAUGCUAUGCACCGUUCCAGUUUCAUCCUCUAAGUCGUCGCCGCCAGCGCGAGCAACUUCGUCGACCUUGCCGACUCGGCCUCUAACAGCAGCAACGGGUUUCUCCAAUGCUGCUGCACUGUCCCACAGGCUUGGGCCUGUCAUACGCAACGAAAAUAGAAAGCGUAUUGACAAGAUGUUGGAUGUCGACAUCACUUCUCCAUACCUAGGCAUUAUUCGCCAGUCAAAGUUGUGUCCAUGGUUUUACCUGCGUGGCAGGUGUGAAGGGUGCGAUGGAAACCAUCGUGUUCCUCCUCUCAAUGCUAGAGAGAGUGACUACCUGUGGUAUCAUGCUCGCUAUGGACUUUGCCACAAGAUUCGUAAAGGCAAGGACUGCGAUGACCCGAGGUGCGUCUACGGACAUGAGGAAGGUCAUCGGAUUGGCUCUGGAAAGGUUUCAGGCUAG